This is a messenger RNA of Cyclospora cayetanensis, 951 nucleotides long. Its product is annotated as tubulin alpha chain-like. Gene Ontology annotation, cellular component: cytoplasm; microtubule. The record is from RefSeq and is a predicted model, not a curated record. NCBI's taxonomy places the organism in Eukaryota, Apicomplexa, Conoidasida, Eucoccidiorida, Eimeriidae. The transcript has 3 exons. Gene Ontology annotation, molecular function: structural constituent of cytoskeleton; GTP binding. Gene Ontology annotation, biological process: microtubule cytoskeleton organization; mitotic cell cycle. The coding region runs from base 1 to 951 and encodes 316 amino acids.
AUGGUGCGUCAGGUUAUCUGCCUGCAUUUUGGCCAGGCAGGCCUUCGCACCGGAUGCGCAUUUUGGGAUUUGUUGUUAGCUGAACAAUGCCUUACUUACGAAGGGCGGCCUGGAAUACCCUUGAAGAGACUGACUUGGGGCCAGCAUAGCGACCACAUGAAUUUCAUGAACACCAAAGAAGGGAAAGACGAUGUCCCGCCAUCGGAGGAUUGUUUUUUCUCCGAGACAGAAAAAGGCAAAAAAGUCCCACGGUGUGCCAUGCUGGAUUUGGACUCUGAAUGUCAGAGCGAGAUUACCCGCAGCAGCUUGGGUCUCCUCUUUUCGCCUUCUUCUUUUGUAGGCGGUAAAGAGGACGGCUCUUGUUUGUUUCCUAGAGGCAGGCGACUUGCGUCCACCGACCCCAUCAGGGGCCUCGCCGAAGAAGCACUAAGGAUACAGCUGGAGGCAACAGACAUGCCCGCAGGGGUACUGUGCAUGCGUUCUCUGGGAGGGGGUGCCGGUUCUGGAUUUGGAGAAGAAUUACUUUCUCUACUCUCUGUUGAGGCCCCCAAGGUCUCGGUGCUGGAGAAUCUGUUGUGGCCAGCUACCUAUUGUCCUUCCUACCCAGGUGGCCAGACAGCUAGCCGUCUGGCAAGCCAAUCAGCUAGCUGUCUGGAACCGUACAAUGCCCUACUCUCAGUAGAUGGAAUUAUAGAAAGGGGUGGGGGGGCGCUCCUCAUGGAUAACGCAGCUCUCUCUGGCCUCAUUAGAUCGACUGUUGCCUCCGUCCAUCCCUUCAUUGCGGAUAUCAAUCAGGUCAUAGCACAGGCCCUUGCCAGUAAGUACCACACCACACUUGACUGGUGUGUCUCUCCCUUUGAAAUGUACUCUAUCACAGAGGUCCCCACAGUGCCUGUGUGGAUCCCUCGCUUUGAUAGGCACAUAAAUGGCAUCUCAUGCAGGGCGCCAUAG